Messenger RNA from Octopus bimaculoides (California two-spot octopus), 1897 nucleotides. Its product is annotated as thioredoxin domain-containing protein 16. Lineage: Eukaryota; Metazoa; Mollusca; Cephalopoda; Octopoda; Octopodidae. The record is from RefSeq and is a predicted model, not a curated record.
AUGCUACUGAAACAGAAAUUGCAUAAAAUCAGUACCAGAGAUGAACGUAUCAACAUUAUUGUAAGAUGUCAGUCCCUAAAAAAUGUUGUUUUGGGAUAUUUCUUAUAUCCGGAUUCAAUUGAACAAAGAACAUUUUUGGAAGCUGCAUAUCAAAAUAAUGGUACAGAAGAAUUUAUCUUGACAAACAAUAUACAAGUAGUCAGUGAUCUGAAGGAGUCAUCUACUCAAAAUAAAAGUAGACUUGUUUGGCUACUUCAUUGUAAAACUUACAGCUUGAGGUCAGGAUUGAAAAUCAAAGGAGUUUGCUUUACUGAAAUAUUUCAACAAAAUAUUGAUGUUCCUUCCAUCUUAAAAGCAAUCCAAAAGAUGAACAUUGCUGAUAAUGCAAUUGAGACUAAGUCAACAGAACAUAAGGAUUCUUCUCAAAGUGUAAUGUCCUCACAUGCUGAUCGAAAAUAUACUGUUGAUCACGAUGAAGUAAGAGAAGUUGUCUUUGGCUCCAGAUAUUAUCACAGUAAACCAUUUAAGAUUACUUCACUCACUGAAGAAACCCUGCCUGAGAUUGAAAAUUCUUCAACGUAUACAUUGAUAGUUUUUCUCUUCAAAUAUGAGCCAGUUGGUAUAGCAUUUGUACGUCUUCUGGAGCAAUGGCAGUCUCAGUUUGGUGAAAACUACCCCACUCUUUCUUGUGCCAUGGUCAACUGCUUACACUGGAAUGAGGAAUGCAAUCGAUACAACAUUACGCACAGUCCAACAAUCAAACUGCUUGGAAAACCGCCUGGAAAAGAUGGUCAAGACUUGAUAAUUGAUUAUACUGGAGUUCUAAAUGCCAAAAGUGCCAUGAAAUUUUUAUACCUUCAUUCUGUGGAAGAUGUAAUCCAAGCAACUAAAGAUGACGUCAAUAAUAUUUUAAAUGGAUCAUUUCAAAGUGCAAUCAACCUAACAUCCAUGUGUAUCCUUGGAUUGUUUCCUGAACAAAGCACUGAAAUCAAAGAAUUCUACAAAGUUGCCAAAGCAGAAAAAGGGACAGCAUUGUUUAUUCUACUCACUGGUUCUGAUGCAGCUUAUUUUGGCCAUCUACAACAAGUGGCUGUACCUUCUGUGUUGACUCUCAAGUGGACAAACCAAGAUCUGUCAAUCAGCAAAAUGGUUGACCAGUUUUCUGCACCAGCAAUGACAACAUUUGUGAAAAAUUCUUAUAAAUCUCAUUUUAUGGAACUUUUUCCAGACAUUUUGCCCAAACUCCUACAAUCUGGGCAGCCACUUGUAAUUCUGUUUAUAAAAUCUAUGGAGGAAGAUUCCUAUUCAAAUAUUCAGCAGUUGUCUAUGUCUAAGCUUGGUCAAGAAAUGGUUUUCACUUGGAUAAAUGUAACUGCUCUCAACAAUUUUGGAACUGAAUUACUGGAAACAUAUUUUGAAAAUCCAUUUACACCAGCAUUGUCUGUUGUGUAUUUUUCAGAGAGUAUGGUAUAUAAUUAUGAAGGCCGUUACAUAACAGUGGAUCCUGUAAGAAAAUGGUUUGAUGAACUGAGAAACCGAAGACAUUCCAUGCAACCUUCUUAUAAAAUGCAACAUGCUGAAAUGGGAUUACCAAGAAGAGAAAAUACAAAAUUUUUGAAGAGCAACCAAUUUCAAUUCACAGAAUUCAAGUCAAAGGAAUCAAUAUCACCAUCAUCAAUGGGUUCCAUUCCAAAGGAAGAACUCUGACCCCAGCAAGAUAACUUUGAAGAAUGGAAUAUUCAACUUACGAAUAGAAUAAAACAAAAUAUACAAAUAUUCUCAUAGUAUGAGAAAAGAAGUCAUCUUAUUUUUAAAUCUUAAUGAUACACUAAAUAAAAAUCUUAGUUUUACUGUCAAACAACAAAAUAAUGAUUAAAAUUCUGAUAUAAAACUCUCA